This is a messenger RNA of Hyla sarda, 954 nucleotides long. RefSeq names its product olfactory receptor 5V1-like. The transcript has a single exon. The record is from RefSeq and is a predicted model, not a curated record. Lineage: Eukaryota; Metazoa; Chordata; Amphibia; Anura; Hylidae. Bases 1 to 954 code for a protein of 317 amino acids. Gene Ontology annotation, cellular component: membrane. Gene Ontology annotation, molecular function: olfactory receptor activity; G protein-coupled receptor activity. Gene Ontology annotation, biological process: G protein-coupled receptor signaling pathway.
AUGCAACAUUACAUACUUGUUUCCUCAGAUUUUUUGAUAAGAUCUGAAAACAAGACAUCGAUGGAUGAUUUUAUUCUACUGGGCUUCUCCAAGGAACCAUUGAUCUGUUCAUUCCUAAUGGCUGCAGCUUACAUCAUGGUUCUUCUAGUCAAUCUGUCUGUGUUCAGUAUUAUCAAGAUAAAUAGCCACCUACAGACUCCAAUGUACUUUUUUUUGUGUUGCUUGUCCAUUUUAGACAUCUGUUACUCUACCGUCACCCUCCCGGCUAUGCUGGUCAAUGCCAUCACCGGGAAAAGAAGGAUAUCCUUCAGCAGAUGCUUCACUCAGCUCUAUUUCUUCAUCUUUGUUGGAGGAUCUGAAUGUCUUCUUCUGGCUGCCAUGGCCUAUGACCGAUAUGUAGCCAUAUGUAACCCCCUCCACUAUAUCCUCAUUAUGAACAAAAGGUUCUGCUCCUACGUCGUGGCAGGAUGUGUCCUCCUCGGCUUGGUGAACUCCAUGUUUCACACCUUGUUGACUUUAAGACUUAGGUUUUGUGGAGCUCGUAAUAUAAACAAUUUCCUCUGCGAUGUUCUCCCAAUGUUGGAAGCUGCUUGUAGCGACAUAUCCAGUAGUCAGAUAUUCAUACGUGUAGACACGGUGGUGCUUGGAGUAUCUACGUUUUUAGUUGUGGUGAACUCUUACAUACGCAUCGUUUCCACCAUAUUGAAAAUUCGCUCCUCGGAGGGACGGCAGAAGGUCUUCUCCACGUGCUCCUCUCAUCUCAUUGUUAUCAUCGUUUUUUACAUUACGGGUAUUUUCAGCUACAACGGUCCCAAGUCUGGAGGAUCUUUUACAGCCGUCCAAGUGUCUCCUAUUCUCAACAGCGUACUACCACCACUGCUGAACCCGAUUAUAUACUGCUUGAGAAACAAUGAGAUAAAGAGAGCCCUAAAAAAAGCAAUUGUUGGUAUAUAG